UCUUGAGCUUCCCAUCAGAAAACCCAGAGUGAUCUUAUUUACUUACUUGCUGUGGCAUCAACUUCAUCGAUCAUAUUCCUUAUAUAGUUUGCGUUCUCCUUCAUUUUCUCUGUGCCAAUGGGUGCUUCUGCAUCCUGGUCUUGUUCUCUGCUUGCUCUGCUUCUUCUCGCGUCUGCUUUUGUUUCAUCAGAGAGCAGGGUUAUCGAAAGGAAGGACUUGAGUCUGGACCUUGGUGGGCUGGGCCUUGGAGUUGGAGCAGGAUUGGGCUUGGGCCUAGGAGGUGGAAGUGGAUCCGGAGCUGGAGCUGGAGCCGGGUCUGGGUCUGGCUCCAGUUCAAGUUCUUCAUCCAGCUCGUCCUCUUCGUCUUCUGGCUCUGGAUCUGGAGCGGGUUCUGAAGCUGGUUCGCACGCCGGGUCUUAUGCGGGCUCUCGAGCUGGGUCGGGAAGAGGACAAGGACGCGGAGGUGGAGGAGGCGGUGGGGGCGGUGGAGGAGGCGGUGGCUCCGGCUAUGGUCAUGGUGAGGGCUCCGGCUAUGGUCACGGUGUGGGUGGCGGUGAUUAAGAGAGUGAAGUGAUCUAUAGGCUAGAAUAUUUUAAGCAUGUGUGAGUUAAAAAUAAAUAAGUCCAAACUUUGUACUAGAAAAAUAAAUAUGAUACAUGGUGACCCGCAUCACUUUAUGUUUCA
Molecule: messenger RNA, 684 nt
Organism: Prosopis cineraria
Lineage: Eukaryota; Viridiplantae; Streptophyta; Magnoliopsida; Fabales; Fabaceae
Product: putative glycine-rich cell wall structural protein 1
Exons: 1
Coding region: 118-561 (147 amino acids)
Source: RefSeq, a predicted model, not a curated record